This is a messenger RNA of Vicia villosa (hairy vetch), 492 nucleotides long. RefSeq lists its product as uncharacterized. The transcript has 2 exons. The coding region runs from base 1 to 492 and encodes 163 amino acids. Lineage: Eukaryota; Viridiplantae; Streptophyta; Magnoliopsida; Fabales; Fabaceae. The record is from RefSeq and is a predicted model, not a curated record.
AUGAAUCCUCCCGAAGGCGAGCCUGUGCCUGAGUAUGAACCUAUGCCCGAGGAUGAGCCUGUUCCUGAAUAUGAACCUCUACCCGAAGAUGAACCUGUUCCUGAGUAUGAACCUGAGACUCCUACUGGCCUCGCUGACGAUCUCAUCUCCCUUUCCCAUCUCAUGAUGCCUGUUCAGUCCCUCGAUCUCACUUACUGCCGUGACUCUAACUUGGUGUCACCCCGUCAUGAUGGUCGUUACACUCUGGUCAUCAACAAAGUUCUAAUUCCAAAUGUCAUCCUGCCAUGCCCCGAGCAAAACAACAUCCGUUAUAUUCAGCGUUGGAGGCUUGUUAAUGAAAAUCCUCAAGAUAACCAACCUGAACAUCCUAAUGAGCCGGUGGAUGAAAUGGAACAAGAGUUCAACCAAGCAAAUGCUGAUUUCAACCAACCUCCUCAAAAUAAUCCUCCGCCAAUUACUCUCGAUGCCAUGUAUGCUGCAAUUCAACGUUAA